This is a messenger RNA of Pimephales promelas (fathead minnow), 3378 nucleotides long. Lineage: Eukaryota; Metazoa; Chordata; Actinopteri; Cypriniformes; Leuciscidae. The record is from RefSeq and is a predicted model, not a curated record.
GGUUUAAUUUUGAGGUGCCCCCCUCCCCUUCUUUGACACCUGUUCGGCGCCGUGGCUUAGUUGGUUAAAGUGCCUGUCUAGUAAACAGGAGAUCCUGGGUUCGAAUCCCAGCGGUGCCUUUUGAAACAUGGGCAAUGAACAGCAAUCGCGAAACGGCGUCCCUGUCCUGCAAUCCAAUGGGAAGUCGGUGGACUCAGUGAAAUCUGUGGAUUCCCCGCUUUUUUUAGAUUUUCUUUGGCCUGGUUUUUGGAGACUGAUAGUGUGUCUGCAUUUUGAACCAGGCUUCAUUGUGCAGAGACCCGAUCCCGACCUUCCGUUCUUGCUCACAGACUCGAGCAUACAAACUCAGUGCCGGACAGGCAAAAGCCCGGACUCCCCGAAGGAGAAGACACACGUGGCCCAUCUGUGGGGCGGCCGGCUCUGUGGCGCAAUGGAUAGCGCAUUGGACUUCUAGGUUGUUUGAGGAUAGUGCACCUUUGUCGCAGACGCACCGAUGGCGCGCUGGUGAUCUUGAAGGAAAUCCCAGUUGAGCAGAUGUCCCGAGAUGAACGUCUCGCGGCCCAGAAUGAAUGCCAAGUCCUCAAGUUACUCAGUCACCCCAACAUAAUUGAGUAUUAUGAGAACUUCCUGGAGGACAAGGCGCUAAUGAUCGCUAUGGAAUAUGCUCCAGGUGGAACCCUGGCUGAUUACAUACAGAAACGCUGCAACUCCUUGUUAGAUGAGGAUAUAAUAUUACAUUUCUUUGUUCAGAUCUUACUGGCCCUUUAUCAUGUGCACAAUAAACUCAUCCUACACCGGGACCUCAAAACCCAGAACAUACUCCUAGACAAGCACCAGAUGAUAGUCAAAAUAGGAGACUUUGGAAUCUCAAAAAUUCUUGUUAGCAAGAGCAAAGCUUAUACUGUUGUGGGGACACCGUGUUAUAUCUCUCCAGAACUUUGUGAAGGAAAGCCAUACAACCAGAAGAGUGACAUUUGGGCCCUAGGUUGUGUGCUUUAUGAGCUCGCUAGUCUCAAGAGAGCUUUUGAGGCAGCAAACCUGCCAGCCUUGGUGCUGAAGAUCAUGAGUGGCACAUUUGCCCCCAUUUCGGAUCGUUACAGCCCAGAGUUGAGACAACUCAUUCUCAACAUGCUGAAUCUGGACCCAUCCAAAAGACCCCAGCUCAAUGAGAUAAUGGCUCAUCCCAUCUGCAUUAGGCCAUUGCUCAAUCUUUACACUGACAUAGGCAACGUCAAAAUGCGCAGAAUAGAAAAACCACUUUCUGCUGCACAGACAGGCCAUCAUGGAAGACCUGGUGGACGCGUGACCAGUACCAGAACCAGAGGAGGACUGUCCUGUCUAACUUCAACAAAGAUGAUGCACCCAUUGCCUUUAUCUUCAGUGUACACCUGGGGCAGCGGCAUUUCCGUUCCUCUGCGUCUGCCCAUGUUAAACACAGAGGUUAUACAAGUGUCCCUGGGCCGCACGCAGAAGAUGGGCAUCACCAAAUCUGGGAGGCUCAUCACAUGGGAGGCCCCCUCGGUUGGAUCCACUGAGCCCACUCUACCUGGUGCUGUUGAGCAGAUGCAGCCCCAGUUUAUCUCCCGCUUCCUGGAGGGACAGUCUGGUGUCACGAUCAAAUCCGUCUCAUGUGGUGAUCUCUUCACCACCUGCCUAACAGACAGAGGUAUAAUCAUGACGUUUGGAAGUGGAAGCAAUGGUUGUCUUGGACAUGGGAACUCCAACGAUGUGACACAGCCCAAGAUAGUAGAGGCUCUUCUGGGUUAUGAGUUGGUCCAAGUGUCCUGUGGAGCAUCCCACGUUCUGGCAGUUACCAAUGAGCGAGAGGUUUUCUCCUGGGGGCGAGGAGACAACGGCCGGCUCGGUUUGGCCACUCUAGACUGCCACAACUCUCCGCAACAGGUGAGUUUGCCAGCUGAUUUUGAAGCCCAGCGUGUGCUGUGUGGGGUGGACUGCUCCAUGAUCAUGAGCACACAGCACCAGAUCCUGGCCUCUGGGAACAACAGAUUUAACAAGCUGGGUUUGGAUAAGGUCUCAGGCACAGAGGAGCCCCCAUCUCACUGUCAGGUGGAGGAGGUCCACACGUUCCGGCCGGUCCAGUCUGCUCCUCUAAAUAUUGAGAAGAUUGUUUACGUAGACAUCGGCACAGCACACUCUGUUGCAGUCACAGAGAAAGGUCAGUGUUUCACCUUCGGCAGUAACCAGCAUGGACAGCUUGGCUGCAGUUCCCGCAGAACCAGUCGAGUGCCCUAUCAAGUUUCAGGACUGCAGGGAAUCACCAUGGCCGCGUGUGGCGAUGCUUUCACUCUGGCUAUUGGAGCAGAGGGGGAUGUGUACACCUGGGGUAAAGGGGCACGUGGUCGACUUGGAAGGAAAGAAGAGGAUUCUGGGAUACCAAAGACAGUGCAGCUCGAUGAGAGCCACCCUUUCACUGUCACGUCAGUGGCAUGUUGCCAUGGAAACACACUGUUGGCUGUGAAACCAUUUUUUGAAGAGCCUGUUUUAAAGUGACAGUGCUGCCUCUGCCGAAUUCCUCCACACACUCUGCAGAAGAGGCAUAAGGAUUGGACGCGAUACUGUUGCCUCAUUGAGAAUUAUAAGCCAUGCAGUUGCGUUUACAAUGUAACGUGAUUUCCAGCUAUGUAAAGCUUUUUUUGAACACAUGUAAAAAACUGUUUACUUAUAAGAGCAGAAUUGCACUAAUUCUCUAUUUGCAGUAUUACUUAUUUUUGAAUUAGGUUAAAAUUAAUCCUAAAUAUGUAGUAUGUUAAAUAAUGCCUGAUUCCUCACUGAGGCCGGUCUGAAUGGAAGAAAAAAAUGCUAAAUGAUUUUUGUCAAGAUAAUAAAGUGCUGCUUAUGUUUCCACCUAAUUGGAAGUUAAAGCACAAUUUCUAAAGUAAAUGUAUGCCUUCUGGACAUUAUGACAGUUCUACUGUGGGAGUUUCUAUUUGUGGCUAAUAUAUAUAUAUAUAUAUAUAUAUAUAUAUAUAUAUAUAAAAGCUUUAAUAAUAAAAAUACAUUUAUAAUUUAGAAUGAAAUAUUCUUGAUAUUUCCAAUAAUAAUAAUAUUGUAUUUUUAUUGUAAUUUUAAUCAUAUUAUUAGCUAGAACAAUUCUAAUAUGAAUGCAUAUGAAUUUAUAUUGCAUAUUAAAAAGCACAAUCUUGUUUUAUUUUAGGUUGAACCCCAUCGAGAGCUCAUGCGUCCAUCAUGCUAUGAUGUAAUUGUUGUGCAAUACGUGAUGCUCGAGCGUGUCAUUAAUGUAGCGCGCGCCUUUCCAUGCAAAACAUAUUUACCGUUGACGAGAGUUUAAUAUGUUUAAAUGAAGCCGAUGUAUUAAAUAGUCUUACUCUAAUAAACUGUCUUACAUUAUUUCCAUGA